This is a messenger RNA of Pollicipes pollicipes, 354 nucleotides long. RefSeq names its product glycine-rich protein-like. The transcript is spliced from 3 exons. NCBI's taxonomy places the organism in Eukaryota, Metazoa, Arthropoda, Thecostraca, Pollicipedomorpha, Pollicipedidae. The record is from RefSeq and is a predicted model, not a curated record. Bases 1 to 354 code for a protein of 117 amino acids.
AUGAACGUGGUGCACUUUGCCGUCGUGCUAUGCGCGGUGAUGCUAACUCUUGUGACGUCACCAUGCUCCGCGCACCGUCGCAACUACUUCCACGGCUACGGAGGCCCCACCACGUACUACGGCUCCAAGGGAAACGCACACUACUCCUACGGCCAUGGCCACGUCACCUACCAGCCCUCGUACCGCAGGGGAGGCAAAAAAGGUGGAAGACGGAACAAAGGUGGUAAGCGUGGUGGCAGGACCAUCGUCAUCAUCCACAAGAGCAGCUACGGCCACGGGAGCAGCUACGGCGGUUACGGGCACGACUACGGCGGAUACGACAGCUUCGGGGAGAGCUACGGCUACUACCACUAG